Messenger RNA from Leucoraja erinaceus (little skate), 2242 nucleotides. Its product is annotated as antigen peptide transporter 1-like. Gene Ontology annotation, molecular function: ABC-type oligopeptide transporter activity; ATP binding; ATP hydrolysis activity. Gene Ontology annotation, biological process: transmembrane transport. Bases 1 to 2076 code for a protein of 691 amino acids. Gene Ontology annotation, cellular component: membrane. NCBI's taxonomy places the organism in Eukaryota, Metazoa, Chordata, Chondrichthyes, Rajiformes, Rajidae. The transcript is spliced from 13 exons. The record is from RefSeq and is a predicted model, not a curated record.
AUGGCGUUGCCAGUGUUCCUGCUGUCACUGGCCGUGUUGGAUGUGACCAUCAGCUGGGUGUUGAGUGGGGCGCUGCGGCAGUAUUGGAUGGGGCCGCUGUUGCAGCUUUGGCUGUGGGGAGUGAUGCGUCUGGCUGCGCUGUCCGUCUGCCUGCGGCCGCUGCCUGGCACUGGCCGCGGGCUCCACACACACCGAGCUCCUGCACGCCCCCUCACCACCCGCCUGCUCCUCACCUACCUGGCCACUGCCCUGGGGCUGGUGGUGGCCCACCGCUUCCUGCCCCAGACGGAGGCUCAGACACCGGGCCAGACACCUGCCACAGCCUCCAUCUCCAGACUGCUGUCCUGUCUGCGGCCAGAUCUCAGACGGUUCCUCCUCGUGGCCGUCUUCGUGGUCCUGUCCUCGGCUGGAGAGAUGGCCGUGCCCUACUAUUCGGGCCGGCUCACCGACAGGGUGAAGAGUGGGGAAGGGGAGACGGCCUUCACCAGCACCAUACUCACCAUGGCCGCCUUCAGCAUUGGAAGCGCUGUUAUGGAGUUUAUCUGCGACCAGACCUACAACACCACAAUGACUGGGAUUCACACCCGCAUUCAGGGCUCCGUCUUCAGAUCUGUGCUACGCCAGGAUAUCAAAUUUUUCGACACUGUCCACACAGGUGAGAUCACGUCUCGUGUCACCACGGACACCAACACGAUGAGUGAGUCGCUGACGGAGCAGCUUAGGCUGUUGAUGUGGUACCUGUCCUGGGCCGUGUGUUUGCUGCUCUUUAUGUUCAGUCAGUCCUUCCGCCUCUCCCUCUGCACCCUCGUAUUCAUCCCCUUCAUCAUCAGCCUUCCGGAGUUUGUUGCACAGUUCUACCAGGGCCUGACGGCAGAGGUACAGACAUCUCUGGCCAAGGCGAACGACGUUGCGACAGAGACGUUGUCGGCCAUGCGGACGGUGCGCAGCUUCGCCAACGAGGCGGGCGAGUGCGAGCGGUACAAGCAGCGGCUGGAGGACACGUACCGCCUCAACAAGAAGGAGGCCGUGCUCUACGCCAUCUACAUGUGGACCAGCAGCCUGUCUGGGCUACUGCUGAAGGUGUGUGUGCUGUGCUACGGGGGGCUUCUGGUGGCCGAGGGCAACGUCACAAGCGGGGGUCUCGUCUCGUUCAUCCUGUACCAGAUGCAGUUCACCUCCGCCGUCGAGGCCCUGCUCCGUUUCUACCCUCAAGUGAAGAAGGCAGUGGGUGCCUCGGAGAAGGUGUUUGAGUACAUGGAUCUCCAGCCUGCCCUGGCCCUUCAGGGAACUCUGGCCCCAGCGACACUGGGUGCUCACAUCCAGUUCCACAACGUCACCUUCGCCUACCCCAACCAACCUGACGUUGCCGUGCUGAAGGACGUGUCGUUCGAGGUGCGGGCCGGGGAGGUGACGGCCCUGGUGGGACCCUCGGGAGGGGGGAAGACCACCUGCGUCAGCCUCCUGCAACGUUUCUACGAGCCUCAGUCCGGCCGCAUCCUGCUGGACGGGCGGCCCAUCCAGGAGUACGACCACAAGUACUACCACAGCAAGGUGGUGCUGGUGAGCCAGGAACCAGAGCUGUUCGAUCGCCCCGUGGAAGACAACAUCGCGUACAGUGUGGGGGCCGUCUCCAGCCCGGACAUCGAACAGGCAGCGCGGAGUGCCGCUGCCGACAGAUUCAUCAUGGAGCUCAAGGACGGAUACAACACCGGCAUUGGUGAGAAGGGGGGGGGUCUGUCGGGGGGGCAGAAGCAGCGAGUGGCCAUCGCCCGAGCCCUGAUCCGGCACCCAAGGGUGCUGAUCCUGGACGAUCCGACAAGCAGCCUGGAUAAUGGGACCGCACAUCUGGUCCACGAGUCGGUGUUUGCCCGGGACCGGAACCGCGCCGUUCUGGUGAUCACGCACCGGCAGAGUACGAUGGAGUGGGCGGACCGCGUGGUGGUGCUGGAGAAGGGUGCGGUGGUGGAGCAGGGGCCGCGCCUGGAGCUGGAGGCGCGGGGUGACAGAUACCACCGGCUGUUGCACGCACAGGGCACGGACGGCGGCCUGCCGGCGGCUGCCGCGACCGACAAUUGACCGGGGACCGCGACCAUCAACCGGGGCUACCAGUGACAUCAGCGGGUGUGAUCAGUGAUAUGGGGUGGGGGGGGGGACUGGCGUUAGCGGGAGUCGUGACUGACUACACAUGAGGGGACUAGGGUCAGAGCGCGGGAAUCUGGUGGGUUUGUUGUACAGUGUGUGG